Tachysurus fulvidraco (yellow catfish) is the source of this 3408-nucleotide messenger RNA. It is a transcript of the gene ical1, whose product is annotated as islet cell autoantigen 1-like. Gene Ontology annotation, cellular component: Golgi apparatus. Gene Ontology annotation, biological process: regulation of transport. The transcript has 17 exons. The coding region runs from base 239 to 1978 and encodes 579 amino acids. Gene Ontology annotation, molecular function: protein domain specific binding. The record is from RefSeq and is a predicted model, not a curated record. Lineage: Eukaryota; Metazoa; Chordata; Actinopteri; Siluriformes; Bagridae.
GCCUUUGAGGAGUGACGCGCGUGCACGCUCCCUGUAUCCUGCUGGUCUGUAAGCCAACGUCAGCGGCUGUGAGGAGAAACAACACGGAGUCUUCACGUCGUUUAGACCGGCUCAUUUUGCAUGAAAACGACGUGGGGAAGGGGGAACAACGAUCCGAGUGAGACAGGUGUCCUGGUUGGACAAGAGGCCAUUUGUGUGUGUAAGGCCUUGUGAGGACCGAACAGACGAUCCAAACACCAUGGAUAGUUUUGGGUUCUCCAGUCCGGUUCUGGGCGAGGAUCGCUCCGUCAUGGCUCGCAUGCAGAAGAAAUUCUGGAAGACGAAGCAGGUGUUGAUCAAGGCGACAGGGAAGAAGGAGGACGAGCAUGUGGUGGCGUCGGACGCGGAUCUGGACGCAAAGUUGGAGUUUUUUCGUUCGAUACAGAUCACAUGCACAGAGCUGCUGAAAGUGAUAGAAAAAUACCAGCAAAGGAUCACACGUCUGUCUCAGGAGGAGAACGAGCUGGGAUUGUUCCUGCGCUUCCAGGCAGAGCACGACAGGACUAAAGCUGGAAGCAUGAUGGAUGCCACAAGCAAGGCCUUGUGUACCUCUGCCAAGCAAAGGUUGGCUCUUUGUUCCCCACUGCAGCGGAUGGAGCAGGAGAUGGAGACGUUCCGGAGGAGGGCCAUUGCCGACACGCUGCUGACCAUGAGCCGCAUGGAGAAGGCGAGGACGGAGUACCGCGGCGCUCUGCUCUGGAUGAAGGACGUCUCCCAGGAGCUCGACCCUGACACCUACAAACAGCUGGAGAAGUUCCGCAAGGUGCAGGCACAGGUGAGGGGAACGAAGGUGCACUUUGAUAAGCUGAAGACUGAUGUGUGUCAGAAAGUGGACAUGCUGGGAGCGAGUCGUUGCAACAUGCUGUCUCAUUCUCUGUGCACUUACCAGACGACACUCCUGCAGUUCUGGGAGAAGACGGCAAGCAUCAUGUCUAGCAUCCACGAAGCCUUUAAGGGAUACGUGCCGUAUAACUUCACCACCCUGAAGGAUUUAAGGGACCCGCUGGAGCACCUUUCCGAAGGUCUGUCACUGGACGACGACCAGGAUAAAGAGAAGCAAAAGCCUGCAGAGAAUCUUGUGUCACUGGAGGAGGAGAACUCGGGAAAGUCAGCGCUAGAAGCCGGUUCUCUCACUGGUGUUAAUCAGGACAGACAUUCUGAGGGCUCCUUAGCAGCCAGUUUAGACUCGGCUUUGUUUGAGCCCUCAGGCCCCGUCAGCACAAUCACCACAAACGAUGACCUCUUACUCAUGACCCUUGACCCUGAGCCUGACCCCACCCUGAGCCAUGCCAUGACCCCGACUCUGCCUAUAACGCAGCCUCAGAGCCACCCAGAGGCCUCAUUGCUCCCGGAUGUCCAGUCGGACGUGUCUCAGGGGCAAAACAUGGAGUCCUUUGUUCCAAUACCACUAACUGAGAAGGUCGGCAGGGAUUUGCUCUCGGACCUCAUGCGGCACUCUGACCUGGAAGAGGAAGAAGGAGUGAGAGGUGAUCUGUCCUUCCUGCAGGAUCUGCUGAGCCCCGGAGCCUCCAGCGGAGCUGAUGACUUCAGUAAGGCGUGGCAGGAUGCUUUCGGCUGCUUCGAAGCCCCUGCGAGUGUCCCACGUUCCACACACACUGCUGCAGCGAGCAGCACCGACGCACCUCGCGCUCCCUCACAGCCCCCGAGUCCCACCGGAUUCCUGCCUUCACAGCUCCUCGACCACAGGCUCAGUACCACCGGAUGGAUGACUCCUCCCAUGUUGCAAGCUCCUCCCCUUCAAGCUCCACCCACUGUUGAUCAGGUCCCGGCUGCACAGAACAGCUCCAGGACACUGGACAACGCUCCUAAAGGUGGAUCUCGGGACAUGUCUGCAUGGUUUAACCUGUUUGCUGAUCUGGAUCCGCUUUCCAACCCUGAUGCAAUUGGACGAAGUGAUGAGGAGCUGCUAAAUGCCUGAGGAGAACAGAAGAAAAAAAACAGCUGCAUAUUCUUUGUGCUGAGUCCCACUGAGCCAAGGAUGGAGCCUGGAAAACCUGGAUCAGCCUUUUUGUGUCUGUGUGUGUGUGUGCGCACGUGCUCACUCAUAGAAUUACAUAUUAAUCCGCUUUGCAUUUCUUUUGCAAGUUUUGUUUUCUGUUUUCUUCUUUUUUAAUAAAGAAGACCGCACUGUAUACUGUACACGAAAGCCACAGAGGGAUGUGGAGGUGACGACCGUAAAUCUACACUUAAGAGCGAGUUUCACGUGUCUGUAAAUAAUCAAACACUGGAAUGUUUUAUAAAUCAACUGUAGAUCAUUUGACGGACACGUUUCUGUCCGUGUGAAACACUACGCUCACUACGCUCUGCGCGAUUACAGAACAACGAGCGAAAAUGGGAGCAGACGUCUGCCUCAGCUAGAAUCAGGGAUUUCUGAUUAAAGACUCGGCACGAGUGAAAAAUCCCUGAUUAUAGCUUUAAAUAAAAGAUAGAAAACAAGAAACGUGUGUGUGCUCACGUGGCACAGAGAAAGGAGAUUUUUCUACUUAUUAACCCUUUAAAGUCUAAUAACCUGCUUUAAAAAUGCAUACAUGGAGUUCAAAGGGUUAAGUGUGUGUGUGUGUGUGUGUGUGUGUUGUAUUUUGUAUUAUAUCUAAAUUUACUUACAACCACCAAGCUCCAGCAACCUAUACAUUUGAGUGCAAAUGUUUGUGCCCCCCCCCAAUCACUAAAUAAACUGAUAGGAAAUAAAAUUUCAUGUAUUUACUGUUGUGCUUUCAUCUGUGAAAUAUCACAUGAAUGUAGCGUGUUAUAACGUUGUGUAUUAAUGUUAAGAAAAAAAAAGCUGAACACUUUGAAAUAUUCAAAUUAAAACAAAGGAAAGGGGCACAAACUUUUGCACUUUCGACCUACGUGUGCAAUCUUUUAUCCUCUCCGUGCACCUAAAUCCACACUGUUACGUGUGAUCCUUUUAUUUGACAUCUGAUUAUCUAACGGUUGUAAAAGUAUUAGCACCCAUCGUCUACGGUUUUUCAGGCUUUCGCUUUUACACAUGCGUGCAAACUGAUCUUACAUUCCACUUUUGCCUGAAUGCACAUCGAUGCUUCUUAACUCUGAUAUUUAAAAGAAAAAGAAAUGGGAAAAAAAAAAGAUUUCUACAUUGCCUUGCACUUUUGAUUGUGUUUAAAACCUUUCCGACUUCAUAAAGAAUGUACACCGCACCGUUCACGGCUGCGUUCGACUCGAUUUAUUUUAUGCAAUCAUCGAUUUAUUCUCUUUUUUUUUUCUUUCUUUCUUUUUUGAUCGAUCAUGUGACAAUUUACAAUGUUAUGGACAGAUGUGAUCUUUACAGUGACUGUACUCGUGAGACUGACGGCCGACCAGACGAUAAAAUAAACUCAUUAUAUUUCA